UAACAGCCGAGCGAAUAAUAGCCACCGGUGGCCGAAAGCACCUGGUAUUCUGAGGACACGCUCAGGUCAAGGGCUAUUUUUACCACAAAGCCCUCACGGAUGACCAUCUAAGCGUGAGAAUCACUGACCACAGCUGCCUUGGACAUUACCUAGGGUAAUUUGAAUACAGUUGCUCUCUGAACAGUCCCGGAGUUGCCACCAUACAGCACUUUCAGGUCAUGUGAGUUCAUGGUACCACGUGACCAGGCUUGUAGUAUACCGAGGCCUAUAUGUGCGGACAUGUUACAUAACUCACUAUUUCCAGCAUGACCUCGAGUGGCCGACACAAAACGAAGUCAAAAUGAUGUAACUGAAGUCCAUCUCAAGGCUCGGUAUGCACAAGACAAUGUCCAUCAACCGGCAUAAGCUUGUGGCUCAGAUAAACGUUUGGGCCUUUUCGUGAAAGAAAGCUGGUUGAACUGGGGUUGAUGAUGUACACGGAGGGUGAAGACCGUGACAAGCAACCAAGAAUGUCUACCUCACCUUCAGAACAAGACUUCAGUGUUAAUAACAUGAAUACGGAUGACACGGCUACCUCACAAUACAAUGGUCGAUGUUUACCUCAUAUGUCAAGCAUGCACCAUAAUGAUCAGAAUAGGUCAGAAGAUUACUUGUCGAGUUCACCUGGGAGUCCUGGUACGGACAAAUCGUAUAUACCUUCAAGGAAACAGAGAGAGUUCAUUCCGGAAAAUAGGAAAGACAACUGCUAUUGGGAGAAACGUCGGAAAAACAACGAGGCUGCUCGCCGAUCUCGAGAGAAACGCCGUCUGCACGAUUUUGCACUCGAAAACAAGAUAUGUGACCUUAAUGAUGAGAACCGUAUACUCAGGAAGGAACUCAUUGCAGUUAAAAAGAAGUUCGGAGUUCCCCUGGACAAAUGUUUCACCUUCUCGGAUGACGAACAAUCCGAUACCUCGGUAACGUCUGCUUCUCAACCAGGAAUGGCUCCUCUCGCACGACCCGGAGAAACUGUAACAACAAAAACUCAUGUUCCCCAUCCUGACGUUCUGAGUCAAGCAACCAUAUAUACCUCGCCCCCACCUUUGCUUGCAGUUGCAGGGGCAGUUCCUAUGUCUGUUCCUGUACAGGGUAUACCAUACACCAAUGGUGCAGCGUUCCCUUACUACCUCAUGCCAUCGUCUGAAGCUCACAGUAGAAUGAAUCACGAAAUGAACCCCUAUAGAGCUAGGUCAGAUGAACGAAUGAAUUCCGAGCCUCAAGAUCCAGUCCCAGCAUCAUCACUAGCAUCAAGACCAGCCUCCCUAUAUCACCAGGUUGCUGUGAAGAAGGAGCCUGGGGAGGAAAGAGACAGGCCUAUUAAUGCUUGUAUCAGCGGUCCAUCUUCUACUGCUCCCCAACAAUCUCCAGAGAUGCCGAUCAGAGGGGAAUAUCAUCAUCAUCUGCAUGAUCAAGAUUCCCAACCUGACGCAUGGAUGGAUUCCAACAGCAACAGCUACACAAGUGAUGAAGCCAUUGACGAACCUCUACAACUCACAGUCAACACGACUGGCAAAGAUAUGAUGUUACCUAGCCGCAUGCAUUACUCUGCUGAUUCCAGAAGCCCCCCAACAACAUUACCUUUGAAGCUUAGACACAAAGAGUUCUACACUCCAUCUAGCAAUUCUUCACCAUAUUCCACGCAUCCGUACAUGGAUGGCCUCGCUCAACUUUCGGAAAUAGCACUGGCUCAAGCAAACCCGCUACCUCUUGUUAAGAAAUCUCGCGACUACGGUUCCAGAAUGUCACGACGAGCUUCGGUUUCCGGAGAUAUGGACCCUAAAAUGCUUGAUCCAAAAUAUCUCGAGAGACGGCGCCGCAACAACGAAGCUGCACGAAAAUGUCGGGAAAACCGAAAGGCUUUAACAAGACUACGGGAAGCCAAGUCAGAUUACCUCGAAGGAGAAAACAACAAGCUCAGGGAUGAAAUGGAGGGGUUGACAGAAGAAGUGAAACAGCUCAGGGAUCUAAUUGAUAAGAAACAGGUGGAACAUGAAAUUAAACAACAUCACCACACCACGGAUCCGCCGGAUACUUCAUCAAGCUCCUAAACUACUCAUAUUCCACCAACACAUUUCUUCCGCUUCAAGGUGGUUGUUACAAUCCUGCCCGAGCACCAUGAGCCGUUGUAACCAGCAACUCCUGUAUGCACGCCCUUUCUGGUAUGUGAUCGUGUCUGUGUAUUUUGAACUUGGACAUGACUAACAUGGUAUACCCUCGAAAGCAAAAGGCCCGAGGUGCGUGUAUCGACUUCUAUCAGGAAGUACCUGGGAAGACAUCAGUGCUAGGAAGGUGGUAAUUUUCCAUGUCGUCACACCCAGGGCCGUUAUGCUCAACUUCACUGGCAUUGUUAUGAACUGUGAAGCUAUGUAGAAGCUUGUGAACUUAUGGAGUCCUCUGUUCCUGAAAACAGGGCUCCACAAAUCAGGUCCCCGAUUUCUCAGGAAAAAAGUGUUGCAUCUACAUUGUGCUUUGUAGUGUAUGCACCUGUAUGUUGCACUUCGAUAAUAACGGUAUUUGAUGAAGGGGUAAUCUUAAUAUUCACUGACAUUAACCUUCAUUUUAAAGCACUGAGAAAUAUAUUUAUCGAUAGAUUUACACGUCUGUAUUAAUGAUGGGUUGGGUCACUAGAUUCAUUGAGAUCUUUUCUGUAUUUUUGAAGAGUAGUUAGUGUAAACAGUUUAUUAUGCAUUGCCCCUUCAUCGUUGAGUGUGUCUUGCGCAAUGUAUCUGUAUGAUACAGCAGAUGUUAGUUCACGUGAUGUAAAUGCACAAAUAUAUUAUGUAUAUGUUCAUAUGCCAUAAUUAAUCAUAUUCGGGUAGAUAUUUCAUCGCCAAAGUAAGCAUUUGGAAUCAUUGUUUUAAAGUUGACGAUUUAUGAAUGAUAUGGUAUAAUCAGGUACUACACCUGUUGUGUUGGUUAUUUAUUAAUCAGGAACUAAACCCCCUCAAGAGGUAGCAUACAAUAUGGAUUCUAAAUCUUUCAAAUUGUAAUGAAAAUGGCCAAACUUGAUAUGUUUUUCUGACCGAAAAUGUUUUUUCAAAACACGCCAAUUAUAAAACAAACACGCGGAUGAAAUCUCAGAUCGAGCCAUUUAAAGACUUAUUUUGCUUCCUAUUUCAUACCAGGCAUUGUUUGACCAAACACGGGUUACGUCUGUGCAACUAUUACAUAGACCUUUGUACAAUAUUUCUCGCGUAUGGAUAACUCAGGUUUCAUAUCUAUAUCUUGUGUCAUGUUAUGCGUAGAUUUUGACUAAUCCACAACUAUGGGUUAAUUUUGUUUCCUGUUUUAUGUAAUGUGUGUGUGUCGGAUAAUCUGAUUAUGAUUGGGCAAUUAUAUUGUGUUUCGUGUGCGUCACGUCCCAUGUCGAAGUUUCAAUAGUUGGGCAUGAAUAUAAGAAACCUACUUAAUAUUCAAGGUGUCAGUACAAGCACAGGGAAUAUAUUUCAGCAUCUCUAAUUAUGAACAAGUGUCAAUUGUUUCAUCUUACAAAUAGACGGUACAAAGGAGUGACGUUCCAAUUUCAGUGAAACUUUGAAUAAUAUUCAUUCCUCUUUCCCCGAUUCAAUCGAAUGAAUCGCAGGCCGAGAUGAAUAUUUUGUUUUGUUUUGAUUCUUGUUGUUAUGGUUUUCAUAUUAAAAACUACCUCAUUUCACAUACGAAAUUGUUUACGGUCAUGAUGGGCAUGACAGUCAGACAGUUUAUUUUCAAAGACAAGCAAUUGUUCUGAGUCAGCUUAGCGGUCUUCAUAAGCAGAUUCUAUAUGAAACGACGUCUCAAGUUGUCUGUAGUUUAAGGCAUGGUUCAUAAUUAGGGAAAAUGUUAGUAACAGCUUUUUGUUUUAGUCUGUUUUGAAGAUUUUACCAUAUAUAGAUAAGUAUUCUUAUCGUAGCAUUGCGAGCACGAUGAAUGUCCCAGAGAUACAUAAGUCAUAAUUUCAGUCAACGGGUAUUUGUUCACAAUUACCUAAUUGAUACAUUGUAAGGUAGUAUUAAGUUCUGUUUUGCAACCAUAAUGAUUAGUAGAGAAGAGUAGUUCAUGAAAUAAUAAUUCUAGAUGACAUUAUGUGGAGUUAUAUAUUCCUAUUUCAGUUUCUUCAUUAAAUUAAACUUAGUUUAUGGUAUUUAUGAGAGAGAAACACUGUGUCUACUCGACCAAUCCGAUUGCAUGUACAAAGUUAGUCUGGCACUAAUAUCGUAGGAUUAUUCAUUAAAAAUGUUACAAAUAUACCUUCUUAGAUAUAAACUGCUAACAAGCUGAAAUAUUGAUUACCCCACAACUUCCCUGCACAUUUCAUAGCCCAAACGUGUUUGUGUUUCUUCGAUGUAUGUUUUCACUCUUCAGGCCAGACACUUUGUCAUUCGUGGUUCUCAACCGCUGUCAUUUACAUUGACUGUAUAUCAUGUUUAUGUCGAUUUGGUAUUGUCAUUCAUAGUUUCAAACUAUCUUGAUUCUUAAAACAAAUAUUUAGAUAUUAAGCCACGGUAACAUGUCAUGUUAAAUAUAGGAUGGGUGAGAAAGCAAUUACUUAAAUAUUAAGCCACGGUAAUAUGUCAUGUUAAAGAUGGGAUGGAUGAGAAAGCAAAUACUUAAAUAUUUAGCCACGGUAACAUGUCAUGUUAAAGAUGGGAUGGAUGAGAAAGCAAAUAUUUAAAUAUUAAGCCACGGUAACAUGUCAUGUUAAAGAUGGGAUGGAUGAGAAAGCAAAUAUUUAAAUUUUAAGCCACGGUAACAUGUCAUGUUAAAGAUAGGAUGGUUGAGAAUCAAAGAUGGCCAACUUGUACAUAGCAAGCACAUUACUUCACUUUAUUAUUUUUACCUCUCUACAACUGACUCCAUUUGGGGUACUCCUGGCAAACGUGGUGCAGAUUUAUACAUAGUUAUGCCUCCUUAAAACAUAUGUUUUGUUAUUUGUGAUGUCUCCCUUUCCAGAUAUUGUUGAAUUUGAUAUUUAAGAAAGAAACAUUUAGCUUGUUUUAUAUGGAGUAACUAUCCAUGCUUAAAUUUCAAUCUGAUUUUAUCCCAUUCGAUCAUAAUCAUUACGAGACAUUUAUGUCUAUUUAUUCACGAUUAAGCAGGAAACUGGACCAACUGAAAAAAACUGGAAUUUUUAUUAUCCAUUACCUUUAUUCAGCUGCCCUAACACUGUAUUUCAUAAAUCCCUUACCAGGAAAAUGCUAUCACGUUUUUGUUCAAGAUAUUUAUUCCUGGUUGUUUCAGUUUACGGUUUCGUUUGAAUAUAGACGUGUUUCUCUGUUUUCUGGUAAACAUUUUCCCGUUUUGUGCAUGUCCACGUGCAUGCCUUUAUGAACGACUCAACACAGGCUGCCUUGCGGGUUUCCAAGUGCUGUUGUUGAAUAAGUGGACGACCUACAAACGGGUUUUGUGCUUUUAGCGUAUGCAUACGUACCAUCUGUAUUAUUAAGGUUUUGGGUUAUCGUUGCCUUAAUUUGCAUUUUAAGUGCUGUUUCAUUUUUACUCUGGUGCCAUAGAUCGCGUCAUCUCUUAGUGCCUGGAUGGAAGCGUGCAUCUUCUUCCAAGUUAAAAUUCCAAGUGUCAUAUUAUUUUGUUUCAUAUGACAUCUCACUUAGUGAGAUUUAUCAUUUUUCUAACAUAAUCGGAAAAGUAAGGUAGUGCCAUAUUGUGGAUCUAAACAUCAUGUUGCGUGUGGCAUGUGACGAUUGCGGUAACUGUUUUACAAAUGUAUGUUUCUUUUUUAAAACAAGUGCUAUAAUUAUAUUAAUAUUCGUUGAAAUUAUCAUCCGGAAUUGUCGUCAUACAUUCUUCUGGAGUAUUAUGAGUCGAAAUGUAGUGUCUUAGAGCAUUUUGUUCUGCGGACCUGGAGAAUGGUAAGGCGAAGUAUUUCUUAAUGUUACUGUUUUUUCAUCCAAGGUUAUAGUACUAUGCUUGUGACACAUUCUGAUUGUUUAUGUUUUUAGCUUAACUAUAGAGUUAUUCAGUGUUCCUUUUACAAAGAAAUCCAAACUUAUUAUAUUAUUUUUAAAAGAAUAAUAUACCCCAAAUAAUAUAAUGUUUUAAUAAUCACAUUUUAAGCACAAAUUACAAUAGAAACUACCGAUGCUUGACAAUUACUAAGACAACGUAUGAUAGCAAAUUUAAUGUCAAGGUCGUAAUAUAACAGUCAGCUUUGAAACACAUGCUUGCAUAGUUGUAGUCAGAUGUUUUAAGUCUUUUGUCAUAGAAUUGAUCUAAUGCGUUUGCCUGAUCUACAUUCAUAUUUGAUAUGCAUGUAUGUCGUGAUUUGUGUAAUUAGGUUAAGCUAGACGUGUGUGAUUUAUUACAUCUCUAGUAGAAUGUAGUUUCUGUAGUCAUGGUUUAUUUCUUUAAAGUCAAAGUAGACUAAAUGUGUAUAAUCAUCUACAAAACGGGUUCAUAUGUGAAUAAGACGUGCUCUCUGUUCAGAAUUUGCCAUAUUUUGAUAGGUAUGUUACAUGGAUUUACAGAAAAGGUGGAUUUCCUCUUAGGAAAUUGAGUGGAAAAUUUCUGGAAUCAUAUAACUUUUCAGGUUGCCGCCUUUUCCCCACUGUUUUCAUUUCAUUGGAAAUUCAUAUGUUCAUGCUGUGUUAUCAAUAUUAUGUAUUUGUGAGACGGGUAAUCUUGCUAUUAACUAAACUAUUUGUUAAAUAUUGAUAUUAUUGACAUUGUGUAACACAAAUCACCUCAUAGGUUUGUUUCAGCAAAUCGGUCUAAUUUAUUAAAAAAACUAUUUCAUUCCAAUGUUAGCGAACACCGUUAUCUUGGACAUUUAAAGUAGUGUUGGCGACCAGCUGAUGUCAGGGACGACCUUUCGCGGCAGUGUACCAAUUAUCGUAGAUAAUUCAUACAUUUAUGUUUGUAUAUAACUUGUAAAACAUGUAAGUUUAGCCUGGUGUGUAUUGAGCACAUGGGGUUUGCCUGUCUAAGCCCAUCCCUUUCAGGGAGCUAUGUCUUCUAUCUACCUCGAGUACUAAUACACUUCACAUGCGUUUACCCAUCUCAUCAUUUGGUCGCGCAAAUAAAAUAUUUUUGUCGUCCA
This is a messenger RNA of Haliotis rufescens (red abalone), 7075 nucleotides long. RefSeq lists its product as uncharacterized. Gene Ontology annotation, cellular component: nucleus. NCBI's taxonomy places the organism in Eukaryota, Metazoa, Mollusca, Gastropoda, Lepetellida, Haliotidae. Gene Ontology annotation, molecular function: DNA binding; DNA-binding transcription factor activity. Gene Ontology annotation, biological process: circadian rhythm; regulation of DNA-templated transcription. The record is from RefSeq and is a predicted model, not a curated record. The transcript has 2 exons. Bases 468 to 2087 code for a protein of 539 amino acids.